AUGGCCAGCACCUCCAUCCCAGGGCUGGACUCUCAGAAGCUUCAUUACAUCCCCGGGUACACUGGACACUGCCCACUACUGCGGUUCAGCAUGGGCCAGACCUAUGGGCAGGUGACUGGUCAGCUACUUGGAGGUCCUCCUGGCCUAGCGUGGCCCCCUGUCCACCGCACACUUUUGCCUCCCAUCCGGCCUCCACGGUCUCCUGAGGUUCCCAGGGGGGGCCGACCUCCCAGGCGUGGGCACGAAAGGCUCAGCACCAGCAUGAUCCCCGGAUACACAGGUUUUGUACCACAGGCACAGUUCGUCUUUGCCAAGAACUGCAGCCAGGUCUGGUCUGAGGCGCUGAAUGAGUUUACUCAAUGGCAACAGAGUCGAGAAUUGCCAAUGGAAGUCAAGGGAGCAAAAGACCCAGAGAAAGACCAAGAGCCAAAGGCAGAGCUAGAGCCGGAGGCAAGGAGGCAGCCGGUGCCCGAGCUGACGGCAGAACAAGCUUCUCCCUACUCCAUGGAUGACAGAGACCCUCAGAAGUUCUUCAUGUCAGGCUUCACUGGUUAUGUGCCCCGAGCACGCUUCCUCUUUGGCUCCAGUUUUCCGGUGCUCACGAACCAGGCGCUGCAGGAAUUUGGGCAGAAGCACUCAGGGGGUGGAGGUCAGAAGGCCCCCAAACACCUCCCUCCACUUCCCAGGACCUACUCUCAGAACUUGUGCCUUUUACCUCACUAUGGUGGUUAUGUGCCAGGGUACAAGUUCCAGUUUGGUCACACCUAUGGACAUCUCACCCAUGAUGCGCUGGGCCUCAGCACCCUGCAGAAGCAGCUCCUGGCCUAGGUACCCGGCCUGCGCGUCUCCCUCCCCUGGCUUCUGUUCCCAGCCAAGCUUUGUGAGGAGGAGGGAGGGGGCGGCAGACACAGUGCUUUG
Echinops telfairi (small Madagascar hedgehog) is the source of this 918-nucleotide messenger RNA. RefSeq names its product family with sequence similarity 166 member B (gene CIMIP2B). Lineage: Eukaryota; Metazoa; Chordata; Mammalia; Afrosoricida; Tenrecidae. The transcript is spliced from 6 exons. The record is from RefSeq and is a predicted model, not a curated record. The coding region runs from base 1 to 828 and encodes 275 amino acids.